GAUAUUUGAUGAAGUUGACCUUUCAGAUGCCAGUGUAGCCGAAGCCAGCACAAAAAAUGCGAACAACAGCUUCACGAUAAUCACUCCAUUCAGAAGGCUAAUGCUGUGUGCUGAGAACCGAAAAGAGAUGGAAGAUUGGAUCAGCUCACUGAAGUCUGUACAGACCAGAGAACCUUACGAGGUGGCCCAGUUUAAUGUGGAACAUUUCUCAGGGAUGCAUAACUGGUACGCCUGCUCCCAUGCCCGUCCCACCUUCUGUAACGUGUGCAGAGAGAGUCUUUCUGGAGUCACCUCCCAUGGCCUGUCCUGUGAAGUGUGUAAAUUCAAGGCUCACAAAAGAUGUGCAGUGAGGGCAACAAAUAACUGCAAAUGGACCACCCUGGCCUCCAUCGGGAAGGACAUCAUAGAGGAUGAAGACGGAGUCGCUAUGCCUCACCAGUGGCUCGAGGGCAACUUGCCUGUGAGUGCCAAGUGUGCUGUCUGCGACAAGACCUGUGGCAGUGUUCUCCGUCUGCAAGAUUGGAAAUGCCUUUGGUGUAAAACGAUGGUACACACUGCCUGCAAAGAUUUAUACCAUCCUAUAUGUCCACUUGGUCAGUGUAAAGUAUCUAUCAUACCUCCAAUUGCACUUAACAGCACUGAUUCUGAUGGUUUCUGUAGAGCAACAUUUUCAUUCUGUGUUAGUCCUUUGUUGGUUUUUGUCAAUUCUAAGAGUGGAGAUAAUCAGGGAGUAAAGUUCCUUCGUCGUUUUAAACAGUUGCUUAAUCCAGCUCAGGUGUUUGAUUUAAUGAAUGGAGGUCCGCAUUUAGGUUUAAGAUUAUUUCAGAAGUUUGACAAUUUCCGGAUUCUUGUUUGUGGAGGAGAUGGAAGUGUAGGUUGGGUUUUGUCAGAAAUUGAUAAGCUCAACUUGAAUAAACAGUGUCAGCUGGGAGUAUUGCCUUUGGGGACAGGAAAUGACCUUGCUCGGGUUCUUGGCUGGGGAGGUUCAUAUGACGAUGACACCCAACUUCCUCAGAUACUAGAGAAGCUGGAACGAGCCAGCACCAAAAUGUUGGACAGGUGGAGUAUAAUGACGUAUGAACUUAAAUUGCCAACAAAGGCUUCUCUACUUCCCGGACCUCCAGAAGCAUCUGAAGAAUUUUAUAUGACAAUUUAUGAAGACUCAGUUGCAAAUCAUCUUACAAAAAUCCUCAAUUCUGAUGAACACGCAGUGGUCAUAUCAUCUGCCCAGAUACUAUGUGAAACUGUAAAGGACUUCGUUGCCAAAGUAGAGAAGGCAUAUGAUAAAACGUUGGAAAAUGCUGUUGUAGCUGAUGCUGUGGCCAUCAUGGACGAUCAAGCCGUUCAUUCCUGUGAACCAGUUAAUCAGUCAUCUGAUUACGAUAGCACAGAUGAAUCUAAAGAAGAAUCUAAAGAUGAAGAUACAAAAGAGUCAUUAACUGUUAAAACUGCACCUCGGUCUCCAGAUGCCCGGGCAAGUCGUGGCCAUGCCCAAACUGAUUCUGUCUCUGGUCCAGCUAUGGCAGCCAGCAAAGAAAAUCUCCCUGUGCUCAACACCAGAAUAAUCUGCCCAGGUUUAAGAGCAGGACUAGCUGCCUCAAUUGCUGGGAGCUCUAUCAUCAACAAAAUGUUACUAGCAAAUAUUGAUCCUUUUGGGGCAACACCAUUUAUUGACCCAGAUCCAGAUUCAGUAGAUGGAUAUUCAGAAAAAUGUGUCAUGAACAAUUACUUUGGGAUUGGAUUAGAUGCAAAAAUUUCAUUAGAAUUUAAUAAUAAAAGAGAGGAGCACCCUGAAAAAUGCAGGAGCCGAACUAAAAAUUUGAUGUGGUAUGGAGUCCUUGGAACUCGGGAGUUAUUACAGAGAUCGUACAAGAAUUUAGAACAAAGGGUUCAACUUGAGUGUGAUGGGCAGUAUAUUCCUCUCCCCAGUUUGCAAGGCAUAGCUGUUUUGAACAUCCCCAGCUAUGCCGGAGGCACUAACUUCUGGGGUGGCACCAAAGAGGACGAUAUAUUUGCUGCACCAUCAUUUGAUGACAAGAUCCUGGAAGUUGUUGCGAUAUUUGACAGCAUGCAAAUGGCAGUUUCAAGGGUCAUUAAACUGCAGCAUCAUCGAAUAGCCCAGUGCCGUACAGUAAAAAUCACCAUAUUCGGUGAUGAGGGAGUCCCAGUGCAGGUGGAUGGUGAAGCAUGGGUUCAGCCUCCAGGGAUUAUCAAAAUUGUGCACAAAAACAGAGCUCAGAUGCUAACCAGGGACAGAGCCUUUGAAAGCACUCUGAAAUCUUGGGAAGAUAAACAGAAGUGUGAUUCUGGCAAACCAGUUCUUCGAACCCAUUUGUACAUCCAUCAUGCCAUUGACUUGGCAACGGAAGAAGUGUCGCAGAUGCAGCUCUGUUCCCAGGCUGCAGAGGAGCUCAUUACCAGGAUUUGUGAUGCAGCCACAAUUCACUGUCUUUUGGAGCAAGAACUGGCCCAUGCUGUGAAUGCAUGCUCUCACGCACUGAAUAAAGCCAACCCAAGAUGCCCGGAGAGUCUUACAAGAGACACCGCCACUGAAAUAGCCAUCAAUGUGAAGGCACUAUAUAAUGAAACGGAAUCUUUGCUAGUUGGCAGGGUUCCUUUGCAAUUGGAAUCCCCGCAUGAAGAGCGCGUGUCCAAUGCCUUACACUCUGUGGAGGUGGAGUUACAGAAAUUAACAGAGAUUCCUUGGCUUUAUUACAUCUUACAUCCAAAUGAGGAUGAGGAGCCUCCUAUGGAUUGCACCAAAAGAAACAGCAGAAGCACAGUAUUUCGUAUAGUGCCGAAAUUUAAAAAGGAAAAAGUUCAGAAGCAGAAGACAAGUUCACAUCCUGUUCAGAAAUGGGGCACAGAGGAAGUUGCUGCUUGGCUGGAUCUGCUCAAUUUGGGAGAGUACAAAGAAAUCUUCAUCGGUCAUGACAUCAGAGGGGCUGAACUUUUGCAUCUGGAAAGGCGAGAUCUUAAGGACCUGGGGAUACCGAAAGUGGGCCAUAUGAAGCGAAUUCUCCAGGGAAUUAAAGAGCUUGGACGGAGCACUCCCCAGUCUGAGGUGUAAUCAUAUUGGUGCUAUUCCUGGGAAGAGAAGUAAUUGCUACAUAAUACAAAGUGCUUGGAAGCAGUUGGCUGUUCUUGUAGUUUUCGGCAUAGACAAGUGAGCACCACUGAAACACCUCUAUAGCUUGCUAUUUGCUGUGGAUGAAAAUUUUGAUUUGAGGUAUUAGAAAAUAUUUUUGUGCCAAAAAAUACAUUUCACAAAGCCAUUUUCUUAUUGUACAAACCUGACAUGUUCAAAUAUGGUCACAACAGUAAAUAAGUAGGAGGAAUCUGAGAUGAUUGCAUUGUCUAAAAGGAGGGAUUGCAAAAUGUUACCUUUCCUUAAAUUUGUUGUGUUGGAAAGUUCUUACUGUGUAAUCACAUAAUAAUAUGUGGCUAAAAUUUUCUAGGUUUCAUUAUUGGAGGCAUUGGCUUCUUCCUUAAAAUCCUUGGUUAGGAAAAUGAGAUAAAAAUUAAGAUGUAUUUUGAAUAUUAGAUUAGUAUCACCUCAGGUUCCUAGCACUCAGUGGUCAAAGAAUGUGGUUAAAAUCCAUCAAAUACUAUGAAUGAAUGCAAAUCUUACUGCA
Molecule: messenger RNA, 3635 nt
Organism: Galeopterus variegatus (Sunda flying lemur)
Lineage: Eukaryota; Metazoa; Chordata; Mammalia; Dermoptera; Cynocephalidae
Gene: DGKH
Product: diacylglycerol kinase, eta
Exons: 27
Coding region: 101-3070 (989 amino acids)
Biological process (GO): intracellular signal transduction; lipid phosphorylation; diacylglycerol metabolic process
Molecular function (GO): protein binding; ATP-dependent diacylglycerol kinase activity
Source: RefSeq, a predicted model, not a curated record